AUGUCUAAGUAUGAAAGUGCUGUAGAAUACAAGUCUGUCUCUAUAUCCAGCUGGCGGUCGACGCGGUGGCCUGAGACUCGACGGCGCCACGACAAGAAGAAGGGAGCGCGGGACUCGGGCGAUCGGCCUCGGCAGUGCGGCGCAGAUCGGGGAGAAGAGAGGUUGUGUGCCAGGCGUCCUCUUACGCUGUCCCGAGGGCGGAGGUUCCUCGUCGUCACCACCACAGUCAGCAACAGCCUGCACUUCGACCAGCACGCCAGCUGGACUCCUCUGUUAGUGUGUCUGGUGCACUGUGUGUGUCGUGUUGAUGUGGUCACGCCAGAGAGAGUGUCCGCGGAGGCAGUGAGAGUAUUGAUGAGUGCGGCCAACGCCUCUCUGGGCCCGGGCCGCCCCCGUCCACAGCAGGCCUCGUCGCCCUCCCGUCUCCAGGACCCGUGGGUCCCCCGCGCCGACGGAGGGGCGAGCGUAGCCUCUCGCUCGCCGUCGCAGUCGGCCACCGCCGCCCCCCGCAGCGUCUUCUUCGACACGAUCGCCUCCAACCGGGCCCGGAGGGGCGACGCGAGGCAGGCGUCCACGUCGGCGCACGGCGACCUGGGCGACGUGGUGCUCUUCCUGCAGGGCGCCGAGCAGACCGCGGGCACGAAGCUCGACCACAGCAAGACCAAGGCCGGGAAGAAACACGCCCAGCGGCACGCGCAGCGGAGGGCGGAGCAGAAUCAGGAACUGGUGCAAGUCGAACAACAAGUUCAGCAGCUGCUCCAGCAGCAACAGGCCCAACAGCAGAAAAUUCAGCAGGACGGAGCAAGGUACCAACAGCUUCAGAAACAAUAUCAGCAGAUAAGCGCGCAGCUACAGAAGCAGACGCAGGUUUUCCAGACGUUGCAGCAGCAGUAUUUAGAGUUCACUCAGCGGUAUCGACAAAAAAGGCGGCUAACUCCUCAACAGCAAAGUCAGCAGCUGCAAUGGCAACAGUAUUAUCAAUAUAAAAUCAGCCAUCAGCACCAGCAAGUGCAACAGAUAGGGCAACAACAGGCUCAGACACACCAGCAACUAGUGCAGCUCUACCAGCAAUUGCAGCAACAACAACAGGCACAACAGCAGCUACAGCAACAUAUACAACAGCAACUACAACGACAAGAACAGCUCCAAAAGCAACACGAACAACGAGAGCAAGAGCAGCGAGAGCAGGAAGAGCGAGAGCAAGAGCAGCUGCAGCCGCCGCGGAGGCCGAGUCCCCGCCCGACCUCCCCGAAGGCCGACGCCGGGCAGCAGCGGGCCGGAACCUCGUUCGACGGCAUCAACGACCUCCUUCGCAAUGUACUAAACGCGGAGGACGAGGGCGAGGAAGGGGACGAAGAGGUUGAUUUAGUGGAACUGUUAGAAGAGACAGAGGAGGAAGAAGAGGAGGACGACGACGACGAAGAGACUCAGGUAGACCAAGAAUAUCUGAAAAACAAAGUAGAAGAGUGCGCGGCGCAGAUCCGAUCGCUGAGCACAGACGACCUAGUAAGUAGUGACCUGGAAGUUGUGCCUCGCGUGCGCCGAGCUUCCUUGUGUCUCAGCAAAGGGCCCUCACACCUGAACGUAGGGCCCUCCUUGACGCACCUAGGUCCGAGCGGCGUACAAAAAGGUCCCGCCCACCUGAACAAAGGUCCGGCGCGCCUCAACAAAGGUCCCAGGUACCUGACCAGAGGGCCGAGUAAACUGAGCAAAGGGCCACAAGACCUGAAUGUCGGGCCGGCUCGCCUGAACGUCGGCCCUUCGGACUUCCACUCCGGCCCUUCGGAUCUGCACAGGGGGCCGUCGGGAGUCAACCGGGGCCCCGGAGUCAACAAGGGCCCAGGCCACAUCAACAAGGGUCCUGCAGGAGAGUAUACCGGUCUUCCUACGCCUUACAAAGGGCUCUCCUCACUGGCCAAAGGUCCUUCCCAAAAGAUCCUAGGCCCGGCUAGCACGCGACGUUCAACGGAAGCCCUUCACUGAAGCUGAAACGC
This is a messenger RNA of Penaeus indicus, 1994 nucleotides long. Its product is annotated as mediator of RNA polymerase II transcription subunit 15-like. Lineage: Eukaryota; Metazoa; Arthropoda; Malacostraca; Decapoda; Penaeidae. Bases 1 to 1983 code for a protein of 660 amino acids. The record is from RefSeq and is a predicted model, not a curated record. The transcript is spliced from 3 exons.